Lutzomyia longipalpis is the source of this 3937-nucleotide messenger RNA. RefSeq names its product sorting nexin-25 (gene snz). Gene Ontology annotation, molecular function: phosphatidylinositol binding. The record is from RefSeq and is a predicted model, not a curated record. Bases 304 to 3183 code for a protein of 959 amino acids. The transcript is spliced from 5 exons. Gene Ontology annotation, cellular component: intracellular membrane-bounded organelle. NCBI's taxonomy places the organism in Eukaryota, Metazoa, Arthropoda, Insecta, Diptera, Psychodidae.
CUCAACUGUCAUUGGUAUUUCGGGAUAUAUAAUCUCAGCACGCAAAACACACAUUGAAUCUUUGAGAAUUUGGCAAAAGGUAUUUUAAAUGAUAUAUCAAAAUAAUAAAUAUUCAAUAAUUUGUGUGGUGUGAAAAAAUCAAAUAAUGUGCAGAAUGUUGGUGCAACAUGCAAAAUAAGUGAAGUCUGUGUGUGGUUCACAUCAGUUGCAUUGCAUGUAUUCUUAUGCGAAGCAGACGUCUGGACAGAACUAUAUACUUACAUAUAAAAAAAGCAUUUUGCAUAAAAGAUCCAUCGGAAAAUUAUGAAUCUACUUUACUGGACCGCUGGAAUAGUGACUCUGCUGACGGCAAUUAUUUUCUACUAUCCCACAUUUUUCUACGUUUUCCUCUUUGUGCUGUAUUCAGCCACUCUUGUAAUUUUAUCGAUUGCUGCAACAAUUUAUAUCCACUGUCUACUAUCAUCGAAGAGCCAACCUCAAGCUAGUCAUUUGCCAACGAAUGUGUUAUACAAUGCGACGAGAUCAAAUAUCUUCGAUUCCCCAAAACCCAUAAAAAAUGCUUCGAGUUUGCCAGUAAUAUUUGGGCGCACAGUGGAUGGACUCCUUCAACAGAUUAUUGAAUACACAAUCCGGGAUUUUAUCUCACCUUGGCUGGGGCAUGUUGUCAGAAAGCCAAAGACACUUAUGGAUGUUGUGCGGGAAGAUUUAUGGAAUGCAAUUCAGAAACUGAGGGACAGGGCUGUGAAGAUAGAUGGACCAAAGAUGUUUGCCGUGGAUAUGGUAGUACGUGUUACAGUUCACCUGGAAAAGAUCAGGAUCUACCAGGCGAGACUAAACGAUGGAGGAGGUGCUCCUACCUUUGCAACGGCAUCAUACUUGGAGUCAGAGGAAAAAGAAUUGGAAUUUCUAAGAAAGAUUAGUGAAAUCAUGGUGAUCUUUCUUUUACCACGAGGCUAUUCACUGUCACCCCUAAAGAAUCUAAUUAGCGAAAUACUCUCUUACAAAAUAUUUUAUCCACUAAUUAAAAUGCUUACAUCUCCGGACUAUCUUAAUCAAAAGAUUGUCCAGUACAUGGAAUCGCGUCUAGCUGCAGCUGCCAUAAGUAAGAGAAGUUAUGAAUAUGCAGCAAGUUUUGAAGACUUUUUGAAGAUAAUCAACAAUUCUCAGAGCGUUGAUGAGUUAUUAAUGAUGCGAUCAAGUAUUGUUAAUGAUAUUAUGCAGGCUACAACAAUGCAAAAUUUGCGAAGAGCUAAAGGAUUGGACCCCGAUGGGGAUGAAGGUACACUUUCCAAAACAUCUUUGAAAUUAAAGAAAUACAUUCAACAACUCUCACUUGCUCGUGCCCAGACGGAAAAGAAUCUUAAUAAAUUGGGAUGGGAUGGAAAUUUCAAUACCGGAGACUUGAAUCUCUCAAUGCUUGAUAUUAUGUCAACAGUUGUGGGUCGAAGAUAUUUAACACUUUUCCUUGAACCGCUACACGUGAGCUCCUUAGUUGGCUUCUAUACAUCUGUUGAGGAACUAAAACAUUCUCUAAAAACGUCUGAACAUCAAGUGGGAGCUGAGAUUUUCUACACCUACAUUCGUGCUCCACAGUCUGGAAUUGUCAUUGAUAAAAAUAUGCGGAAAAAAAUGGAGGCUUUUCUCCUAGGGGACAUAGGGCCAGAAGUUUUUUACGAGGCUCAAAAAUUUGUCCUUCAGACACUCGAAGAAAAAUAUUACCCACCAUUUUUACAAAGUCAGCAGUACCUGGACUUACGAAAUGCACUUACAUCGGAUGAUAUAAAAGACAUUUCCCUCAGUAACUAUGGAGAUUCAACUGAUGAGAGCAGUAGUGCCACCAGUGAAGGAAGUGACAUAGUCCUUGAUCUCGCUAACCACUCAACAUAUGCUAGGACAAAACUUGAGCAGCUACAAGAGAAACUAAACAACAAAAAUCAAGCCCUACAAGCAUUAAGAUGCUCCCUAAAGCCCGAAUCGAAGAUUUUAUCAAUUUUGGAAAAAGAAGUAGAUUGGCUAAAGGGAGAAAGGCACCAACUAGAAGCACAUUUGAUGCGAACAGAUAUUUGGGCAGAAAAUCUUGGUCAAUGGAAAGCUACCGUGCAGAGUGUUGAUGUUAACGAAGAAAAGGAUUCUCUGCAAUUUAUGAUCUUGGUUCAGACUGAUGAAACCAAUGGGCAGUGUAGUGAGGAUUGUGAAGAGAAUGGUGGCGACAAUGUGUCCACUGGAUGGGUUGUCCUGCGAUCUCUUAACCACUUUCAAGAACUCCAUCGUAAACUGCGUCCACUAUGUCGGGAAAUUCGUAAUCUCGAACUUCCCUCAAUGACAUUCAAAUUAUUCUUUCAGAAGAACGAUAAAAGCUCUCUAGAUAAAGCUAAAGGGCAGAUACAAAAGUAUCUCAAUUUUAUACUUGCUGAUGAUCACCUGAACCAAAGUGAGGCUCUCUAUGGAUUUCUAAGUCCCAGUUCGGACCACCUAAAGCAAGUAACGCCGUCUCCUAAGAAGUCCAAAUUUUCCUUAUCAACAUUAUUUAAAGGAAAUCCCGUGGAUUCUAAAUCAGAUGCAUUUUGGGGCUGCCCAAGAGAUAGUGGAGAAGAUGAGAUGUCGUCAUACCUCGAAGGUGCAAACAAUACAGAUAGUGAUGUUCAUAAAGGCGACUGUGAAAGUGGGAAGGAUUCCAUAGCUGAACCCAUGUAUGCCCUCCUGGGGGAGAUAUUCGACAUGGGUGGUGUCUUCAAAUGGGUCAGAAAAAGUCUUAUUUCUUUCGUGCAAAUCACAUAUGGACGUACUAUAAAUCGCCAAAUUCGUGAUACGGUCAACUAUCUUUUUGAGGAAACCAUGCUUCAUCAUUACGCUUCAACAGCUCUCAAGUCUUUCUGGCCAGGCGGCAUUCUUGCAUCUGCAUACCCAGAAAGAACUGACGACAUGCGAGAUAUGACAGCUAAUGCUGCAAAAUCUCUCUUAAUCGACAACAUUCCUGAAGUGCUGUGCAACUUAGUUGGUGCUCAAACGGCAAAAAUUGGUACAAUAAAGAUCUUUGAGACAAUUCAGAAUGUCACCUACAACAAGCAACUUUUCUAUGAAAUGCUGGAGAUUGUGAUGCUGGAACUCUUUCCAGAGAUCAGGCAGCUAAAACCCAGCUACAAUAAACAUUCCAAUAAUAUCAAUCCACCAAAAAUCUACUAAUAUAAUGUACCUUUUUUUAAGUAAUGGCAUGAUUUCUCGUUUUAGAAACAAAAAGAAUGUAACGUGUAUUCCUUUUAGAAUAUCUUUGUGAACUGUGAACAUAUAAAUUACAUAUUCCAAAAAUUAUCCACCUAGUAAAAAAAGAGAAGACCUUUAACUAUACAAACUACCACUAAAAACAUGACAUUAAUUAUAUUUUGGUUUAAUUAUGAAUUAUAAUAAUUAUGAAAAAUUGCGACGGAAUCAAUCGAUUCUUUAAAAAUUCCAAGAGUAUUUAGAAUUUUAAAUCAAAUGUUUUUCAAUUUCCUUUAAAAUUACUGCUUAGAUUUUUUUUUGAUUUUUUUUAUCAAAACUAAUUCAAGAAAGAAAUAACAAAAGAAAGUCCUUUAGCACUUCACCUGUAAUUCUCUUCUUUUGUUACAAUUUCUCCAAAUGAUUCCGCAGCAAUUUGUUUCAAAUCAUGCCAGAUGAAAGAAUUAUAAAUAAAAUCCAUAUAAGGAAAUCUUAUAUGUAAAAGAAUUACAUACAAAGGCUAUGCAGUAAGGAAGAAAAGUGAAUGUUAUAUUAACAUAUCUAGUCAUAUGUAUUUGAUUGAUAAACUUGUCUAUGAUAUUGAUGGGAAUCAAUGUGAAUUCAAAUUAUUAUACGAAAAUGGAAAUAUUUUUAGAAAUUUUUCUUCACUUUUUAUUUCGCUGUGUUCAAAAUAAUACAGAAAUAUAAAUGAGAGAAAAUAAAGUCUCUUGGCUUGUAUAAA